UAAUAUAAAGAGUGAUGUUGUAUUUUGUGUUCUGCGUUCUGGAUUGGUUGUCUCCUCCCAGCCCUGAGCGGGAGGGCGGGCCCUCUAGCGGGGCGGGGGAGGGGGGGGCCAGGGAGGGCGGGAGGCGGCUCCGCGACAGGAAGUCCCACCCCGGAAGUCGGCUGGCCAUGGCGGCGCCUUGGAGGCGGUGGCCCACGGGGCUGCUAACUGUGCUGCGACCCCUGCCCACGCGCCGGCCCCUGCAAGGCGCGACGCUGCAACGGGAUGUGUUGCUCUUUGAGCAUGAUCGGGGCCGCUUCUUCACCAUCCUCGGGCUGUUCUGCGCUGGCCAGGGCGUCUUCUGGGCCUCCCUGGCUGUGGUAGCCGUGUCCCGGCACCCGGUCCGGGUGAAGCCUCUGGAUGCGGAGGUCCCAAACCGUGGCCCCUUCGACCUGCGCUCCGCGCUCUGGCGCUAUGGUCUGGCCGUCGGCUGCGGCGCCAUCGGAGCCCUCGUACUCGGUGCUGGUCUUCUCUUCUCUCUCCGGUCUGUGCGCUCAGUGGUGCUUCGAGCUGGAGGGCAGCAGGUGACCCUCACCACUCAUGCCCCUUUUGGCUUGUGGGCCCAUUUCACAGUUCCUUUGAAGCAGGUAUCUUGCAUGGCCCACCGAGAUGAAGUCCCUGCCAUGCUACCUCUGAAAGUCAAAGGCCGACGCUUCUAUUUCCUCUUGGACAAAGCUGGACACUUCCCUAACACAAAACUCUUUGACAAUACUGUGGGUGCCUACCGGAGCUUGUGAAGAAACAACCUCAAGUCACUCACCUCUCCAACAGGGGGAUAAAAGCUGAACCUUGGGGAGCCAGGUGUGUUGGUUCACACCUGUUGUAAUCCCAGCACUUUGGGAGGGUAAGGCAGGAGGACUGCUGGAGCCCAGGAGUUUGAGACCAGCCUGGGCAACAUAGCGAGACCUUGUCUGUAUUUACAAAAAAAAAAAAAAAGCCAAUCUUAGAAUGGAGUAACAAUCAGGUCACACAAGGAGGUUAAGAUUCAUUAACAACAAAUAAAGGAGCAGUCAUCCCUAGGGCAGCUGCGUAACAGUA
Macaca mulatta (Rhesus monkey) is the source of this 1077-nucleotide messenger RNA. It is a transcript of the gene TMEM223, whose product is annotated as transmembrane protein 223. NCBI's taxonomy places the organism in Eukaryota, Metazoa, Chordata, Mammalia, Primates, Cercopithecidae. Gene Ontology annotation, cellular component: mitochondrion. The record is from RefSeq and is a predicted model, not a curated record. Gene Ontology annotation, biological process: nervous system development.